GAGCCGGGUUCGCAGGGCUGUGGGUUUAUAAAGCUUGGGUGUCGGUCCCGAUGUGUUGCCAAGACAGCCAUGUGCCAUACAGGCCACCCCAGAUUCAUUGCGCCGGAGUACCAUAGUCUAGCGUCGGACGAUACGUUUCCCGUGUGGAUCGAACGCGUUGACGGAAAAAAUGGGAUUUUAAAAGCUGUGCUCAAGUUUUGCGGAAGGGAUGACGAUAGCGGCCACACUGUGCUGUGGGAGAACGGGGACAAUGGGCCACGCAUGGUGCAAAUGCCCAAUACCAGAAAAGGGGACAAGGGCGAGAGAGCCCUGUGCCUGGCACGCCUGGGUGGGGGAACCUCUAUGAACCAGGGCACCACUGCAUUAGUGCAAAUCCACGAUAGCCUGGAUCAUGAUAUGGUGCAGUUUGGCGAGACAAGGCUGACUGCGCGCGAAUCAGAUGCGACUCUGAGGAUAAGCGUGCACAGGAUACGCAGGGAUUCCACGGAGACACCCAACACACAUUCUAUAGAUAAGGAGAAAGUGGAGACACUUAACACACAUGCCACAGAUAAGGAGAAAGCGGAGACACGUAAAACACAUGCCACAGAUAAGGAGAAAAAGAAGACACCCAACGAGCCAUCUCGGCGACCUUUAAACGUUACCAUCGUGCAUAGUGGUGGUAACGCGCUCUCUAGUAUCGACUUCCAGGUAUGUGGAGGUGGAGAUACCCUUGCUCAGCAAGAACCUGAACCUGUUCAACGUGACCAUUGCACUGCACUUGCUGGUGAAUGA
Sphaeroforma arctica JP610 is the source of this 774-nucleotide messenger RNA. RefSeq lists its product as hypothetical. The record is from RefSeq and is a predicted model, not a curated record. Lineage: Eukaryota; Ichthyosporea; Ichthyophonida. The transcript is spliced from 5 exons. Bases 70 to 774 code for a protein of 234 amino acids.